Molecule: messenger RNA, 987 nt
Organism: Talaromyces proteolyticus
Lineage: Eukaryota; Fungi; Ascomycota; Eurotiomycetes; Eurotiales; Trichocomaceae
Product: S-adenosyl-L-methionine-dependent methyltransferase
Exons: 1
Coding region: 1-987 (328 amino acids)
Molecular function (GO): methyltransferase activity
Source: RefSeq, a predicted model, not a curated record
AUGGUGAACGCAACGGCACGGCCGGCGUGCACGGUGGAGGUUGAUCCCUCGGAUGCUGAGUCCUCCCUUGGCGACGAGGUGUCGACAUCCAGCACGUCGAUAACAUCCAGCAUUCUGCGCUACGAAUGGAAACAUGGCCGCCGGUACCACUCCUACCAGGCCGGUACAUAUAACUUCCCAAACGACGAGCAAGAACAGGACCGACUAGACAUGAUCCACCACGUGUACUACCGCGUGCUGAACGACCGUCUUUUCUUGGCGCCAAUUGACCCUGACCAGGGUCUACGAGUCCUGGAUAUCGGUACUGGCACCGGAAUAUGGUCCGUUGAUCUAGGCGACCAGCACCCCGGCGCAAGUCUGAUCAUGGGGAUUGACCUCAGCCCUAUUCAGCCAUUGUGGGUGCCACCAAAUGUCAAGUUUAUCAUCGAUGAUAUCGAGCUAGACUGGAAUGAGUCCCAGCCAUAUGAUUAUAUUCACUGUCGGUAUAUGGCGGGCUCGAUCAAGGACUGGCCUCGGCUUAUACGGCAGUGUUAUGAAAACCUCAAACCGGGUGGAUGGCUGGAGCUGCAGGAAUCAGCGAAUACAUUAUAUUCCGAGGACAACAGUUUAAAACCAGACAAUGCCAUGGUCACGAUGAUGAAUGGAUUGAUGGAAGCAUGCGAAAAGAUUGGCCGUACCAUGGACCCAGCGCCGUCAAUGAAAGAGUGGGUUCAGGACGCUGGAUUUGAAAAAGUCAAACAAGAGAUCUUUAAACUACCUAUUGGUAGUUGGCCCAAAGAUCCCAGAUUGAAGGAGAUUGGCACGCUGUUAGGUGUAAAUUUUGUUGAAGGCGUUGAGGCAUUCACGGCAGCACCUUUUAAGGAUAUUUUGGGCUGGUCAGAGGAGGAGGUGCAGAUUUUGAAUGCGAAUGUGAGAAGCGCUAUUCGACGGAGGGAUGCCCAUCCGUUAUUCGAUUUCAUUGUAAUUACCGCGCAGAAGCCAGAGUGA